Pygocentrus nattereri (red-bellied piranha) is the source of this 2476-nucleotide messenger RNA. RefSeq names its product hyaluronan-binding protein 2-like. Gene Ontology annotation, molecular function: serine-type endopeptidase activity; calcium ion binding. Bases 141 to 2234 code for a protein of 697 amino acids. The transcript is spliced from 13 exons. The record is from RefSeq and is a predicted model, not a curated record. Gene Ontology annotation, biological process: proteolysis. NCBI's taxonomy places the organism in Eukaryota, Metazoa, Chordata, Actinopteri, Characiformes, Serrasalmidae.
GGGGACAAGGACAGCUGAGAAACAUUGAAAUGGAUCCGAUCAGUGUUUAUACAGUACACACAGGUCUCUGAUCUUUUUCUGGACUAUCAGUGGACUACAGAGUGCUGCACAGUGGUUUGUCACUCUGCCCAACAACCACCAUGAAGCUCAAGCUGCAGCUGCUGCUUCUUGUCUUCUGUGCCUUCAUCAUACCUGCACAGUUACUACCACACAAGAAACACGACGAGCAUGGCAAAGAUGAUAAAAAGGUGAAACCAGGAGAGAAACCAGAACAUAAACCAGGACAUAAGCCAGGAGAAGGACCAGGACAUAUACCAGGAGAAGGACCAGGACAUAAACCAGGAGAAGGACCAGGACAUAAACCAGGAGAAGGACCAGGACAUAAAAAAGGAGAAGGACUAGGACAUAGACCUGGAGAAAGACCAGGUGAGAGGUCAAGAGAAAGAGGCCAUGAACUUGACAAGAAGCCCGAAAAACGAAGAGGAAGAGUAGAGGACUUGCUGGCUGACUAUGAUGACUCUGAUGAUAGCAGAGAUGAUGAUGAUGAGGGAAGGGGAGAGUGGUUGUUUGAACUUCAGGAUGUCAGAGGCAGUUGCACCCCAAACCCAUGCCUCAAUAACGGAAUGUGUGAGCAGAAGAAAGGAGGGAGAUUCAAAUGCAAAUGCCCCAAAAACUUCGGAGGCAGGAGGUGUGAGAAACGUGUGAUGAUUUGCAAAAGGGACACUUGUGGGUAUGGACAAUGUGUUCUGACAUUAUCUCCACCUUUCUACGAGUGCAAGUGCAAACCACCUUUCAAACCUCCAAACUGCAAAUCAAUUGCCCCAUGCGAAUCUAACCCGUGUCUGAAUGGAGGGUCUUGUGUUAAGGAUGGGCAAGACUUUGACUGUGUCUGCAAAGAAGGUUUCACUGGAAGAUUCUGCCAUGUUGGCCCUGAUGACUGCUAUGAGGGAGACGGAGAGUCAUACAGAGGGAUGGUGUCCGAGACAGACGAUGGAGACGACUGUCUCUUCUGGCAUUCCCACUUUAUUCUGGGUAAAGGAAUAAACCCCUUCACUACAUACGAGGAUGCUCAGGGUCUGGGUCCUCACAACUUCUGCAGAAACCCUGAUGGUGAAUCAAGGCCAUGGUGCUUCAUACGUUUAGGAAAGAAGCUAAGAUGGGAUCACUGCAAUGUGAGGAAAUGUUCAACCAACGAGACCUCCCCCACUUCCCCUCCGAAACCCAAACCCACUACAGUUAAACCUGCUGUCAUUAGACCUCUUGAGAAGACCACCCCUGUUCCUUCACACCCAACACAGCCCAUUCCAACCCAUCUCCCAGAAAUCCAUGUCCCAGGAACUCAUCCCCCUGUAAACAUUACCCCAGAAAGCCAACCCUCAGCAGGCCCUGCCUUAGAAAGUGCUCUCCCAGGAACACCUGCCCCCCAACUGGAGGAGUAUUUUGCAGCCUGUGGGAAACCCCAACCCAAAAGGCCAAUGAAUCGUAUCUAUGGGGGUCUAAAGGCACUUCCUGGAGCCCAGCCAUGGCAGACCUCUGUACAGAUCAGACAGAAAGGCACCAGCCUACCCUUCAAACACGUCUGUGGAGGCAUCCUCAUCAAGCCGUGCUGGGUGAUGACUGCUGGACACUGUAUUGACAAAAGACAGGAAUUCCGGGUGAUUCUGGGAAGUCUGGACUUGGGCAAGAUUGAGGCAUCACAGCAAGUGGUGGAGGUCGUGGAAACCAUCGUCCAUGAACAGUACAGAGAAACUCUGGAUGGAGUCUACAAUGAUAUAGCUUUGCUGAGGCUGAAAGACAAAAAUGGGAAGUGUGUGCAAGAGAGCCAGUUUGUAAAGACGGCCUGCUUACCCACAGAGGCUCUCCCUGAUGGGACUGAGUGCACCAUCUCUGGAUGGGGAGCCACUCCACAGUCGCAAUACGGCUCCAGUCAGUUGCUGGAUGCUGAUGUGCUGCUGAUCUCCCAGGAAAUUUGCUCCAGCAAUAAAGUGUAUGGGAAACUCAUAGAUCACAGCAUGUUCUGUGCUGGUUACCUGGAGGGCGGAGUGGACUCGUGCCAGGGUGACUCCGGCGGGCCCUUGACCUGCGCGAGGAACCAGACACACUACGUCUAUGGCAUUGUUAGCUGGGGAGACAGCUGUGGAGAGAAGAACAGGCCUGGAGUUUAUACCCGUGUCACUCACUUUGUGGACUGGAUCAAUGCAAAAACAGCCAGUACACCCAGUACAGGUGCUUAAAUGUCUGGAAAGUGCCAUUCUUUAUCUGAGAACUGAGCUGAAAAGUAAUAAGUCAUGGAAGUGUGUUUUCAUUGUUUGGCCUAACAGCUUCAGACCUGUCCUUGUGGUAAACCUUUGUUAGAAAUCAAGCCCAAGAGUUGCAUCAAUGCAAAGCUAUUAAGUGUUUGAGUGAAAAAAGUACAAAGACUAUUUGUUCAAUAAACUAAUAAAGAGUGAAAAGUACUUCAUUUUGGUUUUUGCAA